Messenger RNA from Passer domesticus (house sparrow), 2440 nucleotides. RefSeq names its product TNF receptor associated factor 2 (gene TRAF2). The record is from RefSeq and is a predicted model, not a curated record. The transcript has 10 exons. NCBI's taxonomy places the organism in Eukaryota, Metazoa, Chordata, Aves, Passeriformes, Passeridae. Bases 15 to 2045 code for a protein of 676 amino acids. Gene Ontology annotation, cellular component: cytoplasmic side of plasma membrane; cytosol. Gene Ontology annotation, biological process: regulation of apoptotic process; tumor necrosis factor-mediated signaling pathway; protein K63-linked ubiquitination. Gene Ontology annotation, molecular function: tumor necrosis factor receptor binding; ubiquitin-protein transferase activity; zinc ion binding.
GUGGAGCGGCUCCCAUGCCGGGGGAGCUGUGCCCGUGCCAUUCCCGGUGCCGGCACACGCAGGGAUGCUGUCCCCGGCUCGCUGGCAGGGAGCAUCCCGCCCUGGCGGUGCCUGGGCAGCACUGGGUGUCCCUGAGCGCCCCGCGGUCCUGCCGCGCCCUUCACUCCCACCCCCUCCUCUCCGGCGCCGCGUUCGCAGCCAGGCUCCCGGAGAGUCACCGUGGCCGCUGUGUCACUGCUCGGUCACCGCGCCCGGCUCUGACAGCGAGGAUUUCCCGGCGCCGGGUGAAUUCCCCGCGGGGAGAGCCCGCCCGUCCCCGCCCCGCCGGCGCAGCAGGCGGUAAAACCCCGGAGCCGGGCUGGGGACCCCGGCUGACAAAUGCUGCCGCUGUGACCUUUUGCCGAGCAAGUUCCCCUGCAAAAAGCACCUCGCCGUGCGCGCAGUGCGGGCCGCGCCGCGCGUUUCCCGCACACGGCAUCUCCGCUGCGAUCGGCGUCCUGCCGUGCCCGUGCCGCCCAUCCUGCCCGAGCUGGCCUCCCCUGCGCCCCGGGCCGGCCGCACCGGACGGAGGUGGCAUGACACUCUGUGCGCAGUCUCUGGACAUACAGCCAGAACUUUUCGUUCACAUGGCAGCAGCAAACUCUUCUCCACCUGGUUCUCUGGAUCUAAACCAGCCUGGGUUUGCAAAGGAGAUCCUGGGAACUAAGCUGGAGGUCAAAUACCUGUGCUCUGACUGCAAGAACAUCCUCAGGCGGCCGUUCCAGGCACAGUGCGGCCAUCGCUACUGCUCCUACUGCCUGAAGAGAAUCAUCAGUGCUGGACCUCAAAAGUGUGCCAGCUGUAUCCAGGAAGGAAUAUAUGAAGAAGGAAUUUCUAUUUUGGAAACAAGCUCGGCUUUCCCAGACAAUGCGGCGCGGCGGGAAGUGGAGAGUCUGCCUGCUGUCUGCAUCAACAGCGGCUGCACCUGGAAGGGAACCAUCAAAGAGUACGAGGCUCAUGAUGAAGUCUGCCCUGAAUUCCCGCUGACUUGUGAAGGCUGUGGGAAGAAGAUUCCCAGGGAGAAGUUUCGGGACCACGUGAAGACGUGUGGCAGAUCCAAAGUACCUUGCCGGUUCGAGGCUGUGGGCUGUGCUGAGGUGGUGGAAAAUGAAAAGCUCCUGGAACAUGAAAGGAAGUGUUUGGCAGAGCAUCUCUACAUGCUUCUGAGCUCUGUGCUCAGCCUCAAGACUGGUGCUGGGGACCUGAAACCCCUUGCUGUUCCUUCCUCAUCACAAAACAGCUCCCCGCUUCUGGCAGCAAACUCACUGUGCUCAGAGUCGGAGCUCUCCCGGUCCCUGGAGCUCUUGGGAAGGUGUGAGGCCCUUGAGAGGAAAACAGUUACCUUUGAGAACAUUGUCUGUGUGCUUAACCGGGAGGUGGAGAGAGUUUCCCUGACAGCUGAAGCCUACAGUCGGCAGCACCGGCUGGACCAGGAGAAAAUUGAAACACUGAGCAACAAGGUCCGGCAGCUGGAGAGGAGCAUUGGGCUUAAAGACCUGGCCAUGGCUGAGAUGGAGGAGAAGAUCCGCAACAUGGAGGCUUCCACCUACGAUGGGGUUUUCAUCUGGAAGAUAACGGAGUUUGCCCGGAAGCGUCAGGAGGCGAUAACAGGCCGCUCUCCUGCCAUCUUCUCCCCAGCUUUCUACACCAGCAAGUACGGCUACAAGAUGUGUCUGCGCGUGUACCUGAACGGGGACGGCACCGGCCGCGGGACCCACCUGUCCUUGUUUUUUGUGGUGAUGAAGGGACCUAACGACGCGCUGCUGCGGUGGCCCUUCAACCAGAAGGUCACCCUGAUGCUUCUGGACCAGAAUAACCGGGAGCACAUCAUCGACGCCUUCCGCCCUGAUGUGACAUCCUCAUCCUUCCAGCGCCCUGUCACGGAGAUGAACAUCGCCAGUGGCUGCCCCCUCUUCUGCCCCGUGUCCGUCAUGGAAGCCAAGAACUCCUACGUGCGUGAUGAUGCCAUCUUUAUUAAAGCCAUCGUUGAUCUCACAGGCCUCUAACCCUCCUGACCUUGGAGCAGUGAGCGUGGAACCAGCACUGCCCAGGGCAUCUCCCGCUUGUGCUGCACUUCAGGCAGGUCUCAGAGCAAGAGAGAGGAAAAGAGAGAGGAAAAGCCCUUCCUGAAAGGGACCUUUGCUCUGAGUGGAAAUGAGGUGUCUGACAGGAGCCCUCUUUCCUGAGGAGAGGGUUGGGUGGAUACUGGCAGGCUGUGGAAUAUGGAAGAUUCCCUGCAGAGACUUGGAUGUCUGAACUGCUGCUGUCUGGACUCCAGUGGAAACCAGUGCAGCUCUUGCUCUACCAGCUUAGCCGACAUCCACAGCUCUCUAGUAAAACAGUGGUGUGCCCUGCCUGAGCUCCACCUCCUGUGGAUUUUGGCUCAGCUGUCUAGGAUUUC